GGUCGCUACCAAAUGCUGUGGACCCCUCAGACCCGGACGGCGCUCAAACAACGUCAACGAAACGGGUGUUCUUCCCGCCAUACCACGAGACAUCCUCCCCGUCUUGCAAAGAAAAACCGCAGACGCAAUUCCCAUCGUUUGUCGAGUCUCCCCGGGCUCCCUGGCAACCAACGGUGUGCUUUGCCCACCAUGACGGAUCAGCUCGAUGAUCGGACGCUGCGCCUCGUGUUCCAGUCGCGACCAGACAUCCUGGCCGGCAUCCAGAAAGCUGCCGAUACCCCAGCGCGCAUAGCAUUGUUCAAUGACAUUGCCAGUUUCGUGUAUGAGCAGAUCGGCGCGGCCGACGCCCAGAACGGUCCCGCAUCCAAAAGGAGGCGAGUCGACAUUGCACAGUUGCCGACCCAUACGCAAACAAACGGGCAGGCACAUGGCGGGUUGCCGCCGGCCAGCCUGAGCGCCGGCGUCGACGCCGCCGCCGCCGACCCCGUACUGCUCGAGAUCAAGGAUAUUUCGGUCUCAGCACCACAGCGCAAAAAGUACGACCUUUGUUUCACCAAGCACUACUUGUAUGCCCGCGCGUCGGGGACGUCGGUCCCGGUCCAGGGCAUCGUGUAUCCAUGGAAAGAUAUCGAGCAUGCGUUUUACCUACCGGUCCCCGACAAGUCGCAGGCACAGUAUAACUACGUUCUUCUCCCGCGCGACAGUUACCUCCCGACGACGAAGCAGGUUGGCGCCAACGCCAACACCAACGACAAGCAGCAGCCCCUCGAGCCGCUCGUCUUCACCGUCCCCGCCACGGCGCCGAAGCCCGGCACCGUCGCGGGCCCUUCGGCCGCCGCGGCCGAGGCGGUCUCGGACACGUACAGCAGUCUCUUCCACUGGGCCCUAGUCACCUCGAUGCGCUCGGCCGGCAACCACGCCUGCGAGCUCAUCGCUUCGGACCCGAGGCUCUUCCACAGCGUCGCGCGCCAGUCCCACCGCCCCGGCGAGAAGGCCGUGCACGUCAAGGCCUUCCGCGGCACCAAGGAUGGCUUCCUCUUCUUCCUCCCCACCGGCAUCCUCUGGGGCUUCAAGAAACCCCUCGUGUUCCUGCCGCUGGACCGGAUCGUCGCCGUCAGCUACACCAACGUCCUCCGCACUACCUUCAACAUGGUGGUCGAGCUCGACACCGACGCCCCCGCAAAUGGCGACGCGAACGACAACAACACCGCCGCCACCCCCAUCGAAAAGGAAGUCGAGUUCGGCAUGCUGGACCAGGAGGACUACCAGGCGAUCGACGAGACGUACGUCCGCCGCCACGGCCUCGCCGACCGCAGCAUGGCCGAGCAGCGCAAGGCGAAGCGGCAGCUGGCCGAGAACCACAGGAAGCCUGCCGCCGCCGCCUCCUCCGGCGGGGACGACGCCGCGGCGGCCGCGGACGAGGGCGCCGACGGCCUGACGGAGCUGGAGCGGGCCCAGCGCGAGGCCGAGCAGCGGCUGCAGGACGAGGAGGACGAGCUCGAAGAGGACUACGAUCCGGGGAGCGAGGGCGACAGCGAGGGCGAAGGCGGAUCCAGCGAAGAGGACGAGGACAAGGAGGAGGAGGAGGAGGAGGAGGAGGAGGAGGAGGAGGGGGCAGAUCGCAUGCAAGAGUAGCUCCUAACCCCCCCCCCCCCGGCUGGG
Messenger RNA from Thermothelomyces thermophilus ATCC 42464, 1662 nucleotides. RefSeq lists its product as uncharacterized. Gene Ontology annotation, molecular function: histone binding; nucleosome binding. NCBI's taxonomy places the organism in Eukaryota, Fungi, Ascomycota, Sordariomycetes, Sordariales, Chaetomiaceae. The coding region runs from base 190 to 1635 and encodes 481 amino acids. The record is from RefSeq and is a predicted model, not a curated record. The transcript is spliced from 4 exons.